This is a messenger RNA of Peronospora farinosa, 1023 nucleotides long. The record is from the annotation of a GenBank genome assembly. Lineage: Eukaryota; Oomycota; Peronosporomycetes; Peronosporales; Peronosporaceae.
AUGCCGCUGUUCCUUGCCAACCUGGCCAUGUCCAGCUACUUCCUCGCACUGUGCUACGUGUUAAUAACUGCAAUGACAGUAAACAAGUAUAUGGAAGUACGUGGCGUACUUAAACGCCACCAACACACGGCGUGGAGUACCGUCCAGCUGCUAAUUCUUAGUAUCGCAUUGGGUUCUUUCUUCCGAUCAGCCACGUUCUCCACUCUCUGCAUUUUAGACUCUCAAACUGCAGCAGAUCUACCUACUGGAAUAUCCGACAAAAAUCCAUGGGCUCAUGGGGAACAGGCACCGAUUUACCGAGGAGACGACAGUGAUAGAGCAAUGGCAGACACGGUAGGAAGCCACGCACAGACCGAGCUCGACUUUUACAACAAAGUAGUAGCCGUGCUCUUUAAUUUGCCAGAUUUUCUCUUUGUGUCAUCGUAUUUGCUGCUGGUUCUUGUCUGGGCUGAAGCUUUUCAGUCGUCACGGCGUCAUUGGUUUUCUGCAGCAGCUUUUAGACGAAAGUGGAUGAUCUUUUACUUGGUCUUUAAUGGAGGUCUGUACUUAACUCAGCUCGUGCUAUACGCGAGUCUGUUCCUCUACGACAAGAAUGGGAUCUUUGAUGACGAAAAGGCUGAUCGUCUCAGUGUUAUUCCAGCGACGAUUUUUUACUUGGUCGCAGCUGCAGACCUGUUUCUUCCGAUCAUUAUUUUCUCGACGUGGUUGUAUUUGACGCUGUCAUUGUCAGGAUUUCCAUUCAAGUCGCAAUCGGCGGAGCUUCGUCUUCAACGGGUUGGCCGAAUGGUCAUGGCUUGGAGCUUUGGACGUAUCCUUUACAGUGUCAUGACACUUCUUACGUUUACCAAGGGAUGGUUUAAUGUGCACCGCGAAAAUGCAUCGACACAAGCGAUGCUACUCGUGGUAGUGUUUUUUGCCGCAGAGCUGAUACCCAUUUAUUUAACACUGGACAAGCGUUUACUUGCGAUGCUCUCUGUGGAGGAUUAUGAACCGCUACUAGAGAGCAGUGGAAUCUACCGUUAG